AAAAUGAUGAUCAAACGACUUAAAAUCUAUCUCGUUGUGCUUUUUUUGUGUGGCUCUGUGCCCAAGAUAUCGUGGUCUUUCGAGCAUGAGCCCUCAUUCGAAACCAUUAAGUCUUACUUGCAAAAUUUAACUCAAAGUUUGGCAGAACACCGUCAGGCGCAUCGAAGUGACAUGGAGGAGCUUCGGUUGAAAAUUAAAUCCCUCGAAGACUUGGUUGGGAAAAAAAUUGAUGAUCUCUCAAAAACAGAGCGACAAGACACAAAUGAUGGAAAAGAACAAGAAGUACCACAAACGUGCUCCGAUGUUCGGAAUCUACCAUCCGGAAUUUACCAAUUACAGUUGAAAAACGGGUUCGGGAAACCGUUCCAAGCCUUAUGCGAUAGCAAUUAUUCCGAAGGAGGCUGGACGGUGAUCCAGUAUCGUUUCAACGGCUCCGUGGACUUCUACCGAGGCUGGAAGGCCUACGAGGAAGGAUUCGGUGAUCUGGAAGGCGAAUUCUGGUUGGGACUGGAGAAGAUUCAUCAGCUUACCUCUUACAUGCGGCAUGAGUUGCGCGUGAUUUUGGAGGACUUCGAGGGUAAUUCCAAGGUGGCCACAUACGACGACUUCCGCGUGGCCGAUAAGGCAGAAAAGUACACACUGAAGAGCAUCGGAGUGUACAGUGGCACGGCAGGGGAUUCGCUCACAUAUCAUCGUGGUCAAAAGUUCAGCACCUUCGAUUCGGAAAACGAUUCAGAUUAUUAUGAAAACUGUGCGGAAGGCCGCAGUGGCGCUUGGUGGUAUGAUGCAUGUGCUGUUAGCAACCUCAACGGGAUGUAUCUUGGCAAAGGUGUGAAGGACAAUAGCAGAGGAAUGUUCUGGCGAGAUUUUGACGACUCCUAUUAUUCACUCAAAAGUUCUCGGAUGAUGAUACGGGCGAAAGUUUAAUCCAUCCAUGUUGACGAUCGAAAGUUUAGCACAAAAGGUCACCCUAUGAAUUUCGAUUCAAAGCUGCCAUUCUAAACUUUGUUAGAUAAUGUGAGGUGAUUAUUGUUUUUCAAUUCUCGAUAAGAUACGCUUUCAAUAUAUAAUGUGAAAUUAAAAAACUAAAAUCGAGAAACUCUCAUAGCAAUGCUGAAAACUAGUUAAAGUGAAAUAAAGCUUAGUUCUUUUAGAAAUGGGACAGUUACGAAUGCGCAUAUCUUAAAAACUUUACGGAACUAUCCCGGAAGCUGCUUGUAGUCGGCUUUGACGUAGGUUUCGUCGUCCAUUACAACGCAGUAAAACUUCGUCAGCAUCGUCAUGUACAGCCUCCGGGAUCGCGCUUUGGCCGUCGUAUUUUGUUUAUCAUCGCGAUUUGGAGUCACUACCUUCUUGUAAGUCGAUAGUCUGGCUCGUUUUUUGGCUCGAUGCACGGUUGUAGACGAUACACCCAGCUUAUUUGCGGCAUCUCGGAGAGAGAGGUUAGGGUUUCGCUUGAAACUACCGGCAACUGUCUUUGUCGUCUCAGCGGCUUCCGGUUUUCGAUUUCCAGACUUCCUGGCUGUCGCCAAAAGUUCCCCAAACACUUAAAUAACAUUUGUAACGGCAACUUUUAGCGAUUUUACCAGCUUUGCGUGCGAGUAGCUCGGAUUCUCGCGA
Molecule: messenger RNA, 1620 nt
Organism: Uranotaenia lowii
Lineage: Eukaryota; Metazoa; Arthropoda; Insecta; Diptera; Culicidae
Product: microfibril-associated glycoprotein 4-like
Exons: 3
Coding region: 4-927 (307 amino acids)
Source: RefSeq, a predicted model, not a curated record